Molecule: messenger RNA, 8921 nt
Organism: Amphiprion ocellaris (clown anemonefish)
Lineage: Eukaryota; Metazoa; Chordata; Actinopteri; Pomacentridae
Gene: mcf2l2
Product: MCF.2 cell line derived transforming sequence-like 2
Exons: 35
Coding region: 906-4649 (1247 amino acids)
Biological process (GO): intracellular signal transduction
Cellular component (GO): cytoplasm
Molecular function (GO): guanyl-nucleotide exchange factor activity; protein binding
Source: RefSeq, a predicted model, not a curated record
AGAGCAAACAGAGCAUCAUCAAAGCAGCAGCAGCAGCAGCAGCAAGCAGUCCUUUCCUCCCCAUCAAGCCUGGAGAGUUUCCCUAGAAGUGGAGAGAACUCAGCUGUCUCCCUCCUUAUAGUGAACCUUCCUUCUUUUUUCCUGGUCUUUUAAACAUUUUUUUCUGUGAGGACUAAUGCGUUUUUAACAGGAAAGCUUGGAGUCUCAUGAAGACGAAUGGAUAACCAUCUGUGUGCUGUUUUUUUGCUGAAUAAUUGGCUUUUAAGCUAAUUAUUACUUUGUUGUUCUCCGAUCAAAUUUACUUAGAAAGGGGCUCACUGCCUUGUUCUCCCAUUGACAGGGUGACAAACAAAUUGUCUCUUUUGUUCUCUGACUGAGUGAUUGGCUGUGGUGUUUAUUGUCUCUUUGACUGCCUGAUUAAGUACUCUGUUUUCACUGAGCACCGCAUGACUACUCAUCUGACUCCAUGGAUGAUUGGCUGAAUUAUUCACUGUUUCCUUGUUAUGUUUUUUUUCACCCGUGCUUCCCAAACAAGGUGAUUGUCUGAUUCCCAAAUAUGCCAUUUAACUGAAUAGCUGGGAGUGGCAUCAUCAUUGUCAUCCUCAGGCUUUGAGACUGUCUGGAUCUGGAGGAGAUGUCAUGAAGGAUAGGAGAGGAGAGGUGUGAGAAGAAUUAAAUAAUAAUUAAAAAAAACCCACAAAUAAGAAGCAGCAAAUCGAAAGGCGGAGAAGCAGAUCUGGAGGGAGGAAAUUAGAUUAGGGGAACAAACGGAGGAGAGCCUGUCAGAGGCGGAAAGGGUGACGAGAGGAGGCGUGGCAGCCGAGAGAGAGAGAGAGAGAGAGAGAGAGAGAGAGAGAGAGAGAGAGCGACACAGAGAGGAGAGUGGAUGCAACCCACACCCUGAGAUGCUGUGCUGGCUGAGAGAGGACGAGAUGUCGGUUCAGGAACUGCUACAGAGGGUGCAGUGUGUCAUCACUCAUGUCGAUGAGAUCAUGCAGCAGGAGAUCAGGCCCCUGCUGGCCGUAGACAUCAUAGAGCAGCUUCAUCGCCAGUUUGCCUUGCUUUCAGGAGGGCGAGGGAAAGAUGGCGCCCCCAUCAUCACCUUCCCAGAGUACUCAGGCUUCAGUGAAGUGCCAGAGGAAGAUUUCCUCAAUGUGGUUACUUACCUGACCAGCAUCCCCAGCCUGGAUGCUGCCAGUAUUGGCUUCAUUAUCAUCAUCGACCGGCGGAAGGACAAAUGGAGCUCAGUAAAGGCCUCUUUAUCCAGGAUCGCUGGUGCGUUUCCAGGAAACCUUCAGCUGGUUUUGGUGCUGAGACCAUCCAGAUUCUUCCAGAGGGCUAUAGCAGACCUCGGGAUCAAGCUGCACAAGGAUGACUUUAAAAUGAAGGUACCGAUUGUGAUGCUGAACUCUCUGUCGGACCUACAUGGCUAUGUGGAUAAAGGUCAACUGACCCGGGAGUUAGGAGGAAGCCUGGAGUACUGUCACAGUCAGUGGAUACACCACCGAACUGCUAUAGAGAAUUUCGCCAUGACAGUGAAAACCACAGCCCAGAUGUUACAGAAGUUUGGGACAGACCUGGCAGAGACAGAGCUACCCAAUGAUGUCCAGUGCACCAAAGACCUUCUCACCGCACACACCGACAAACACAAUAACCUCAAGGAUGAACUGAAGCUGGCUUUGAGGCAGGGCACCACCUUGUUCGGCUGCAUUAAGGAGCAGGCAGCCAAAUCAGAGAAUCAUGAACUGAACCCAGACGAGAUGGAGAACCAAACCACAGUUGAAAGGCUCCUCGCCCAGCUGGAUGAGACAGAGAACGCCUUUGAACAGUUCUGGUGUAAACACCAUCUGAAACUGGAGCAGUGCCUGCAGCUCCGCCACUUUGAACAGGACUUCAGAGAGGUCAAAGUGUCUCUUGACAGUUUGAUGGAAUCUCUAACCAGCCUGUCAGAUAUCGGGGACUGUGUGGCCAGAGUUGAACACCUGCUUAAGGAGCUGAAAACACUGGAGGAGAAGGCUCAGCCAACAGUAGAAAAGGCCCAGCUCCACGCUCUGCAUGGUGACCAGCUGAUCCAGAGCAACCACUACGCUGUGGACUCCAUUCGACCCAAAUGUGUGGAACUCCGGAGGGUCUGCGAUGAUUUCAGCAAUGAGUCCAAGAAAAAGACAGAUGUGUUGACCAAAUCGUUGCAGAUACAUAUGGGCAUUGAUAAGGUUAACCAGUGGUGUGAGUCUGGCAUCUACUUGCUGGCGUCCCAGGCUGUGGAUAAAUGUCAGUCACAGGAAGGGGCAGAAUCAGCUCUGACAGACAUUGAAAACUUCCUGGACUCAGCAGAAAAGAACCAACUGACUGAACUGAGGAAUCUUCACAAUCAGUAUGAGGUCGUCCUGUCAGAGGAGAUCAAGGGCAGUGUGCUGAAGGCCCUAAAGCGACUGGAGGAUGUCCAGGAGAUGUUUGAGAAGCGGCAUGUCAGUCUGAAGAGACUGUCAGCUAAACAGACGAGACCCAUCCAGCCUGUUGCCCCUCGGCCGGAGUCCUCCCCCAAACGGCCCUCACUGAAAAACACACCCAGAACUACAGGAAACCAGCAGCCUCUUGCCCGCAGAGCCUCUGAUAACUCAAACAGCAGCAAGCAGCCGGCGGAAGUCGAUCUCAACAAGAAGAAGAACAUACGCAAGACCAAGGGAGGCAUCAAGAUUGAGGUGAUGCAUGAGGAAAGCCAAGGAGGCUCCACACAUGUUGUUGUGACAAAUGAGACUGAGGAGAGUCUGUCCAACAGGCGCAGACACAUCAUGACUGAGCUAAUUGAAACAGAGAGGCUCUAUGUGGAGGAACUGCAAAGCAUCAUGGAGGGUUAUUUUGCUGAGAUGAAUAACGCAGAGCUCAGCCACCUCUUGCCACCAUCACUGGAGAACAAAAGGGAUGUGCUGUUUGGCAACCUGCCAGAGAUUUAUGAAUUUCACAACAGGACAUUUCUCAUGGAAUUGGAGAACUGUGCAGAGAAACCAGAGCUGGUGGGAACCUGCUUUCUGAAAAGAAAAGAAGAACUUCAGGUGUAUGAGAAGUACUGUCAGAAUAAACCUCGCUCUGAAGUCCUUUGGAGACAGUGUGGCGACAGCCUCUUCUUUCAGGAAUGCCAGAAGAAACUGGACCACAAACUAUCUCUGGAUGCCUACCUGCUGAAGCCUGUCCAGAGGAUCACCAAAUACCAGCUCAUGCUAAAGGAGAUGUUAAAAUGCAGUAAGGGCCAGGGGAUGGCAGAGCUGGAAGAGGCUUUAGCCACCAUGCUGGACAUCAUCAAGUCCGUCAACGACUCCAUGCACCAGAUCGCCAUCACUGGCUUUGAGGGAAACCUGAGUGAACUGGGGAAGCUGCUGAUGCAAGGAUCCUUUAAUGUGUGGACUGAUCACAAGAAAGGCCACAGCAAGGUGAAAGACCUGGCUAGGUUUAAGCCCAUGCAGAGGCACCUCUUUCUCUAUGACAAGAUGCUGCUGUUUUGUAAGAAGCGAGAGGAGACCUCAGAUGGACAUGAGAAGACUCCGUCCUACAGCUUCAAACACUCACUCAAGAUGAGCGCUGUGGGGAUCACAGAGAACGUCAAAGGUGAUAGCAAAAAGUUUGAGGUGUGGUACAACGGCAGAGAGGAAGUUUACAUCAUUCAGGCUCCCUCCAUGGAUGUGAAGAAUAUGUGGGUGUCAGAGAUACGUAAAGUUCUUACAGGCCAGCUAGAAGCAUGCAGGGAAGCCAGCCAGCUCAACAUUUACGGGGCCCCCAUGAGGAAUGUUCGGAAGGUGGCGCUGAAACAGUCAGAUUCAUCGAGUCCAGAGUCAGGCUUCAGGAGAUCCAACCCCAGCCCCAACAUGAGGCAGAAGAGAGUCGAUGCUUCAGCCAACCAAUCAGGCCGCUCGGCUGUUAAUGCUAGGAAGCAUUUCACCUUGCAAGGACUUUCCAAACGGAGGUCCCUUCCAGCAGAUGCUACUGUUAAGGAGGCUGAGGUCCCCCGCCGCUUUUCUCUCACCUCCUCUCUCGCCUCCUCUACCUCCUCCUCCUCCUUCGCCACACGACACACAAAAGGUCCCCUCUCUGCUAGCAUAAAGAGCAAAAGACAUGAGAUUAAGAGUGAUCCUACUCCAUUUGGUUAUGAAGAUACUUUGCGUGGUGCUAUGGCUACAGCGGGGAAACGUCAGAGUAUGACUAGCAGCACUACUACUACUGCUGGUGGUGGCACAACAGCUGUUCCUAGAUCCACCUCCCAGCCAGGCUGGACCCAGCGGCGGCUCCUCUCCAUGGACACGGAGGACUUUGAGACGAUUCCCUCCAGCGCAGAAGAAUCCUCCAACUCUUCAGAGGAUGAAGGCAACAACAAAAAUGGUGACAACAGCCGAUUCCGGGUGCAGCUGACCUAUGAGUCCCGUGAAGCGAAGGAUCUCUCUCUGGAGACGGGUGACCUGGUCCAGUUUCUGGAGGAAGCAGAGAAUGGAAACUGGCUAGUCAAGAACCUUAUAACAGAGGAGACAGGGCUGGUUCCUUCCAGUAUACUGCAAACAGCAUCUGAAGGAGAUAUCUUCAGUGAUCUGUGUACAGCAGCACUCUCUGACUCUGACGAAAAUGAAGCCAGUACAUGGGGAGAUGUGUCUCAGGACAGCUAAUGAACACAGCUGACUAUUAGAGUUCUUUACAUCAGACUGAAAACCUUUUUUUUUGUUGUUGUUGGAUCUCAAACAUGGCUGUUAGUUAUAGCUGUAGUUUUUAAACUGUAAUUUCCAAAGCUGGACUACUACAAGUUUUCUACUUGUAGUUCUUCUCGAUGGACUGCGAAUACGGCCUGCAUUUGUUUUAUCAACUGUAGUUUUUAACGUAUGACUCACUGAAGUUUCUCAGUGAAGCCUGCGGAAAAAGCUGGAACCUUACAAUGCCUGAACGCCAUAGUGGGAAAGCCAUAACAGGUUUUUAAUUCAAGGAAGUACCAGCUGUUGUCUGUCGGGAACUGACAACUGCAUGGAUGUGGAUACUGAAUUUUACAUCCAGAACGGAGCUUAUGUACUGUAGAAAAUACUGGAUACAUAAAAAAUUAAAUCUAAUCCUAAUCUAAUCUAAUCAAAUCCUUGGGAAUAAUGGAUGAUAAAUUCCAUGUGCUGGUUGCAAACAGGCCUUUGGCAGUGUGCCAUGUUUUGCUGCUACCCUGCACUGAAGCAGAACUUUUUUAGACCAGAUUCUGGUCCACUGUUGCCCCAUUUUAGCUGCUUCAGCUUUUCAGGUUCAAACAAUAGACAACUCACAGUAGCUGCUGUCUCCACGAGAAGGUAGAGGUUGUCUUGUUUGUUUUUCGUUGUCCGGGUAGAACACCCACAUAAUGUCACAUUUCAUCACAUAGAGUCACUUCAGAAAGCUUUCAGACUUCUUCAGUUCUUGCACACUGUCAUGCUGAUAGAUAAACCGUCACCUCAGCCUCAGGUAGCUGCACUCUGGAGCAAGAUUUCUUUAAGAACUUCUCUGUAUUAGCUGCAUCCUUUUUCAAUUCAGUUCUGAUGAUUCCCUCUGUCCCUGUAGCAUGAUGCUCCCACCACCAUGUUUCACUCUCGGGAUGGUGUUAGCCACAUGAUAAGUGCCUGGUGUUCACCAGAUACAGUGUUUGGAGUUCUGCUCAGAGAGUUUAGCUUAUGUCUCAUCAGGGAAUCCUUUUUCCUCUCUGCUGCAUUUAACAAACUUCAAAUAGGUUGUCAUGUGCCUUUCAAUAGGUGCACCACCAUAAAGGCCUGAUUGAUGAUGUGCUGCUGAGUCAGUUGUAAUUCCAGCAGGUUCUCUUAUCUCUGGGGAGGACCUCUGAAGAGUGACCGUUGGGUUUGUAGUCACCUUCCAGAUCAAGAACCUUCUUGCUUGGUUACUCAGCCUACACUCUAUGAAAUGUCCUGGUGGUUAUGGCCUUCAUCCAUUUCAUCAGUAGUGAGACUACCGUGCUUGCUAUUAUAACUGUGGCAAAUGGUCUGAAUACUUUUUGCCAGUGCAAUUUUAUUUUUUUUACCCAUUUAGAAUAAAAGGGGUCUGGAUACUUUCUGAAGUGACUCUAUUUUCUCAACUUUCCUGUUAUGACACCUCAUAGCUUAUCUAUAUUAACUGCUAAAUGUCUAAACUGUAGUGAUCAAACGAAACAGCUUGUGGAAGAGCCAGAUAGCUGAAUCUGAAUAUAUAUUGUAUUUGCUACAUGCAUUUACAUGUGAAUAUAUCAAAAAAGCAUAACAAAUAUAUUAGUGCUACUGUAAAUUUUUAUGUCACCUGGGGCAGAAAAUGCCUUAUAAAGUUGAAAUUACUAACAUUUUAGCAAACAUUUGCCCUUUUAUACAUAAAGCAAACAUAAAGUUACAUUGGAAUUGUUUUGGAGUCGUGUUUAUGCCAACCUGACAAAUGUAAGUCAAAUGGUGGCUCUUAUAGCAGUGUUUCUAUUCUGUGCUGCUUGUGUAUAGUUGUUUUUUUUGCCUAAAGCAGCUUUCUGCUCCAUCCAGAAAUAAGGCUGAUAAGAGUGGUGAGACCCAAGAGGAAAGGAAGGCUGUAGUACAAAAACAAUGAGCUAAAAGAUUCUUGGAACUGACCAGAAUGGCAGAGUUGGGUGACAUAUCUGACUAAUUGUACAUAUAAAAUGUGUUGAUUGGUUCAACUUUAAGCAAGUUUUCCAUAUGAGUGCUGCAACAUUUGAGAAAAUCUAAUUCUUACAGAAUUUCCUUCAUCAGCUAAUGAUAGCUAAAUUGCUCUCAGGCAGAAAAUAUGUGAGAGAAAUAAAUCAAUUACAAUGUGUUUUCUGUUUUACUCUUUGUGAAUAGCACGCAGAAGAAUGCUAAAUGUGUUUUGAUGGAAAUUAAGCGUUACUGCAGAACAUCUCUUCUUUAGAUAAAUAUGGUGCCGGCAGAAACCUGUUUUAGGAACCAGAUUUAUCUCAGUGACAUGCUCGGCUGCAAGGAACAGAUAAAUUCAGAAAGACUCAUUUCAGCAUAAUGGGAUUUUCACUACCGAGCUUGUUGAGAACAUUUCACACUUUAAUUCUCUGUAUGCCAACUCACUAUCUAUAGACAGGAAAUAUUCAAACAUUGUGUUUCUGAUUUAGUGCACAUGCUCUGCACAAUAACUACAAAAGAUGCUAUCCAAGCAGUCAGAUCCCACAGUUUCUGCAGGGAGGGUGACUUUAUACAAUUGUGAGAAAGCUCAUUUUGAAUGGAUAAUAUUCAGAAUAUUGUAUUAAUUCAUGCUCACACAUCUCUUCGUGUCUUGUUGAUUUAUCUCCAAAUCCAUACAGCACCGGCUAAUUGCUGGCAGUGUACUCGAUCAGUAGCUACAUUGAUUGUAUUCCGACCUUGAAUUUCAUUGAAGGAUUUGAGCGUCUGUUUAUUCUGCUGAAUCUAAGCAAUAGUUCAGCUUCGCUACAUGUUAUCGGAUUCAUGAGUCUUUUGAAGUCCUUGCUGAAAGAGCUUACACCAGUGUUUUUGUUACUGAGAAAUUAGCAUUUGUUUGCAAUUUGCGAGCAUUGACACUUUAAGUCAGGUAGGCUGAAAGGCAUUUCUUUGACACUUUGACAGACUACACUUGCAUCCUUUUUUUUUCUCAAGUGAAUUACGGUAUUUUGAGGGAAAAGUCAGGGAACUGUUUUUUCAGGGAAAUAUUUUUUUAGUAAGCAGCACCUGUUUCAUCAGCUGUUGGUGUAUAGUUUUUUUUGUUUUUUAUUUUUCUAUGAGGAAAACAGUUCUGUACACUGAACAUGGAACAUGGUGAGUGCCAGGAAGACAUUCUGGUAAAUGUAAAUAAACAUAAGUGUUAGUCUAAUGUUGCAACUUCUGGGGGAUCCAUUCUCUGUAUGACUGCUGUAUUGCUGUGCAUCAUUCUCCGUCACAGGCUUUCCAGCACUGUGUUGCAUUUCUACUGACUGACUGAAUUCUAUAGAUGAGUCACCGAGACAGCAGCACUGUAUGGCAUGUUGCAUCAUGGGAAGAAUAGUAGCUCAUUUGGUUAACAUUCAUUUUAUGACAUAUGAAAAAUGGAACAAAAGAUACCAGAAAGCUGAACAUUCACCUACUGACUGAAUACAUGUCAGAAUGCAACAUUUCAUGUAGUUACUCUAAGAAAACUGCAAUUACCUGGGGUCAGUCUUUAAGAACUCUAACCCUGAUAAGCAAUUUUUAAAAAAAAGAAUAGUUGGUGGAUGGAUAAGUCGAUGAGUGGGUUGAUUGAUGAAUGACUGUUGGGCGAUGGAUAGAUGGGUGAAGAUGGUUGGUUAGGCAAGUGAAUGGACAGAUAGAUAUUUAAAUGAAUUACCAUUUGUAAGAUAGUGCAAAACUGAAUUAAAGGUCAAAUGCAUUGAAAUUCUGAUUGUAAAGAAAUACACUCCUCUUGAACAUGCUGUAUAUUUGGUUUGUCCUUUGUUAGAUGAAAAAUGCUGUAUCUUUGUAAUGAAAAUAUUUCUGUUAUACUGCAUCAUGCUGCAAUUUAAUUGCCAUAUUAACCAUAUAAUAGAAUGUAUCAAGUAUGUAUAUUAUAUCUGUCAUUGUAAUGUAAAUAUUGCUUUAUUGUGAUAAUAUGCAUUUACAGUAUGAAUUUUGUCACCUUUUUUGUAUUUUUAACUUAUUCCACUAUUCCAAACUCACCAUGUAUUACUUCAUACUGAAAAUGGAAAGUUUCUACCAGUGUGAGAAGAAAACAUGUAAAUCAACAGAAGUCUUUGAAAUCAGCCACUAUGCAUACAGGACAUGUGCUAACCAGAUUUUAAGGUGCAGUUAUUGUAUAUAAAAGCAAAAGAACGGACAAGAAAGUCGUGUUUUGGAAACUAAUGUUUGGUGGCUGUGUGAUCAUUCUCCUUUUCAGUAUCUUUGAACGUUUUGCUCUGUUUGCACUGGAGGAAUGGUUUUGUGCCGGUUAAUUAAAGUAAUACAACAGCUUAA